Messenger RNA from Papaver somniferum (opium poppy), 624 nucleotides. RefSeq lists its product as uncharacterized. Bases 1 to 624 code for a protein of 207 amino acids. Lineage: Eukaryota; Viridiplantae; Streptophyta; Magnoliopsida; Ranunculales; Papaveraceae. The transcript has 2 exons. The record is from RefSeq and is a predicted model, not a curated record.
AUGAUUCAGAAACUUAUUGACGCUGGAGAGAUCAAGGAGUACGUCCAAAAGCCAGGGCAGAUUGGAAAAAGAUUAAGGAAACUGUUUGAGUAUUACUGUGAGUUAUACAAGAUCGAUGGGAAAGAAGUCGAUGAGUACGAAGAGUGGAUGAGCGCGCCGCUAACAUUUUCCGCUGAUGAUGUAGAAGAGGAUAUGGAAGAUCAUAACGACCCUUUGGUACCCACUUUACCCGUCUCUGGGUGGAACAUAAAGAAGAUCUUGAUCGAUGGAGGAAGUUCAGUCAACGUACUAUUUUAUGAUACCUUCAAGCGGAUGAAGUUAAAUGACGAACAACUGAUGUCUUCAUACUAUACCAUAUACGGAUUCAACGGAGCAGCUAUGAAGCCUCUGGGGGACAUCGUUCUUGAAGUCAAGGCAGGGCCAAUGAAAGUAAGCACAAGAUUCAGCGUAGUUGAUGCACCGUCGUCUUACAACGCCAUCAUUGGACGGCGAUGGGUACAUAAAAUCAAGGGAGUAGCGGCAACAUACCACCAAUAUCUAAGGUUCCCAAGUCCCAAAGAAGAAAUAACAAUCAAAGAAGAUCAAGUCACUGCUCGAGAAUGCCAGGCCCAAAAAACCAACUAA